Messenger RNA from Centruroides sculpturatus (bark scorpion), 8360 nucleotides. RefSeq names its product neurogenic locus Notch protein-like (gene N). NCBI's taxonomy places the organism in Eukaryota, Metazoa, Arthropoda, Arachnida, Scorpiones, Buthidae. Gene Ontology annotation, biological process: multicellular organism development; Notch signaling pathway; cell differentiation. Gene Ontology annotation, cellular component: protein-containing complex; plasma membrane. The record is from RefSeq and is a predicted model, not a curated record. The transcript is spliced from 30 exons. Gene Ontology annotation, molecular function: protein binding; calcium ion binding. The coding region runs from base 148 to 7668 and encodes 2506 amino acids.
GUCCGGCAGUCAUUCGGAGUUGGAUAGUCGCCGAGCGAGGACGCGAUUUAUCGCUUGUGUGAUUUGUGUUCUUGUCAAGGAUUUAAUUCGCCUCGAUGUGUCUUUACCGCUAUCCUCUGUGUGGGUGAAGUGGAUAUUAUCGCUAGGAUGGGCACUCGGAAUUAUAUCGCCUGCUUGAUCGUCGCUUCUUUUCUCGUCGUUAACGUCGAAGGUUUAGUGUCUUGUUCUCCCAACCCGUGCAAAAAUGGCGCUUCCUGCGUCUCCAAUCCUAGAGGCGAAUCCUAUUGCAACUGCCCUCCUAUGUACGUAGGAGAAUAUUGUCAACAUUUGAAUCCUUGCCAUACGGGACCCGGCCCGAGAUGUCAAAACGGAGGCACCUGCAACGUAGAAAUGAGCGUCACCAGCGGGCCCACCUUUUCCUGUUCGUGUCCCGUCGGAUAUUCGGCUUCCUUGUGCGAAAUUACCGUCCCGAAUAGUUGCGACAGCGACCCCUGUCAAAACGGAGGAACCUGCACCCUCAUCACUCUGGACAAUUACACUUGCGCCUGCGCCGCCGGUUACAGAGGUCGACACUGCGAAUUAGUAGAUCACUGCGCCUCGCAGCCGUGUAGAAACGGUGCCAGUUGUCAGUCGCUGGGUGAUAAAUACAAAUGCACCUGUGCCAAAGGAUACACCGGCCUCAAAUGCACCAACGACAUAGACGAAUGCCUGAAAGAUCCUUGCGUCCACGGCAGAUGCGUCAAUGCCGUCGGAUCUUACAGAUGCGUGUGCGAAGCCGGUUACACCGGACUGAAUUGUGAAUCUCAGUACAUUCCUUGCGAUCCCAGCCCCUGUCAAAACGGUGGAUCUUGUCAAGUUAUCGACUCGCUCAGUUAUCGUUGUUCCUGCCCCGUAGGAUUUACGGGAACAAAUUGCGAAGUCAACAUCGACGAUUGCCCCGGCAAUUUGUGUCAGAACGGUGCUACCUGUAUCGACGGUGUCAACAGUUACACUUGUAGAUGUCCUCCCACUUAUACAGGUCCCUAUUGUAGUAAGGACGUAGACGAAUGCUCCCUCAGGCCUAGCGUGUGUAAAAAUGGUGCAACUUGUACUAACACGGUCGGGGGAUAUUCUUGCAUCUGCGUUAAUGGUUGGACCGGGGCCGAUUGUAGCGAGAACAUCGACGAUUGCGCGGUAGCGGCGUGUUUCAACGGCGCCACUUGUCACGAUCGGGUGGGAUCUUUCUACUGCCAGUGUGCCACUGGGAAAACCGGAUUGCUGUGCCACUUGGACGAUGCCUGCACCAGCAAUCCGUGUCAUACCGGCGCUAUCUGCGACACCAGCCCUAUAGAUGGCACUUACAUUUGCUCUUGCCCCAACGGAUUCAAAGGAGUAGAUUGCACGGAAGACCUUAACGAAUGCGAAGAAGGUUCUCCUUGCGAACACGGCGGAACUUGCGUUAACACCCCGGGUUCGUUUCAUUGUAACUGUACCAAAGGAUUUACUGGACCUAGAUGCGAAAUCAACAUAAACGAAUGCGAUUCUAAUCCUUGUCAGAACGAUGGAACUUGCUUAGACGAAAGAGGAGGAUUUCGUUGCGUCUGUAUGCCCGGUUACAGUGGAAGCCAUUGUCAGAACGACAUAGACGAAUGUUCUCCCAACCCCUGUCUUAAUGGAGGUAUAUGUAGUGAUAGAAUCAAUGGAUUUAAGUGCCUCUGCCCAAUCGGUUUCUCUGGAAAGAAGUGCGAAGUAAAUGACGACGAUUGUCUCAGUCAACCCUGCCAGAAUGGUGGAACAUGCACUGAUGGAAUUGCCAGCGUAACCUGCGAAUGUCCUCCCGGAUUUACGGGUACAAAUUGCGAAACUAACAUUAACGAUUGCUUAUCUUCUCCCUGUCAUCACGGGGAAUGUAUUGACGGCACCAAUUCGUUUACUUGUUACUGUCAUCCCGGUUACACCGGACUUCUUUGUCAGACUCAAAUCAACGAGUGUCUGAGCAAUCCGUGUCAACACGGAGGAAGAUGCGAAGAUCUCAUUAAUGGUUAUCAAUGCCGGUGUCGCCCCGGCACUUCCGGACCCAACUGCGAAUAUAACGUCAAUGAAUGUUUUAGUAAUCCGUGCAGAAAUGGCGCCACCUGUGUGGACGGAAUCAAUUCCUACACCUGUCAAUGUCUACCGGGUUUCACAGGAACCCAUUGCGAGACAAAUAUUGACGAAUGUGCUAGUAGCCCUUGUGCCAACGGAGGGGUUUGCACGGAUUUAGUCAAUGGCUUCAAAUGCGAUUGUCCUAGAGGAUAUUACGAUGCCCGCUGUUUAUCCGAUGUCAACGAAUGCGCCAGUAAUCCGUGUAUCAAUGGUGGAACGUGUGAAGACGAAGUUAAUAAAUUUAUUUGCCAUUGCCCCCGAGGUUAUGGUGGAUACAGAUGCGAGCAGGACAUCGACGAAUGUCAGUCUAACCCUUGCCAACACGGAGGAAGCUGUCACGACGGUCUGGAUAGUUAUAGCUGUACCUGUCUUGCCGGAUACACCGGAAGAAAUUGUGAAAGCAAUAUCGACGACUGCGCCAAUAAUCCGUGUUUGAAUGGUGGAUCCUGUAUAGAUUCCAUUAAUGCCUAUCAGUGUGUAUGCGAAGUGCCGUUUACGGGAAAGAACUGCGAACUAGAAUUGGAUCCGUGUAGCCCGAAUAAAUGCAAAAAUGGAGCAAAGUGUACAGCCUCGUCUAAUUAUUUGGAUUUUGCUUGCACUUGUGAAUUAGGUUACACCGGACGUCUCUGUGAUGAAGAUAUUGACGAAUGCGCCAUAUCUUCGCCUUGUCGUAAUGGUGCGACGUGUAGUAACAACGAUGGCUCCUACACUUGUAUAUGUGCCAAAGGUUACGAAGGAAGAGAUUGCUUAAUAAAUACAGACGACUGCGCCUCUUUUCCUUGUCAAAAUGGAGGCACCUGUUUAGAUGGGGUUGGUGAAUAUAACUGUUUAUGUGUUGAUGGAUUUGGAGGAAAGCACUGUGAAAGGGACAUCAAUGAGUGUGCGAGUAAUCCCUGUCAGAAUGGUGCAACUUGCAAUGAUUAUGUCAACAGUUACACUUGUACUUGUCCCUUGGGUUUCAGUGGAACAAAUUGUCAAACCAAUGAUGAAGACUGUACACCCAGUUCUUGUAUGAAUGAAGGAUCCUGCAUUGAUGGAAUAAACAAUUAUAGUUGUCAGUGCACUCCCGGAUAUACAGGAUCUAAUUGUCAGUAUCAUAUUAACGAAUGUGACUCUCAGCCUUGUCAAAAUGCUGCAACUUGCAUCGAUCACAUUGGCUUUUACACUUGUCAUUGUCCUUUCGGAUAUACUGGACCUAGAUGCGAGACAUUUGUAGAUUGGUGUAGUACUAAUCCUUGCAUGAAUGGAGCCACUUGCAAACAACAGAACAACACUUACAGAUGCACUUGUCAACCUGGCUGGACAGGAAUGCUCUGUGAUGUUUCGAUGGUUUCGUGUUCCGAUGCAGCUUUGCAGAAAGGUAUUGAAUUAGGAGAUCUUUGUAAAAAUGGAGGUACCUGUGAAAAUAUCGGAAACAGUCAUCAUUGUUUAUGUCCAAAUGGAUACGAUGGUAGUUACUGUCAACACGAAAUCAACGAAUGUGCUUCUCAGCCCUGUCAGAAUGGUGCAACUUGUAAUGACUUAAUAGGUCAAUACACUUGUGACUGUCCCCCUGGUUUCCAAGGAUUAAACUGCGAGUUUAAUAUCAAUGACUGCGAUCCCAAUCCGUGUCGAAAUGGUGGAACGUGUCACGAUCUCAUCAAUAAAUUUGUUUGCUCUUGUCCUCAUGGAACACUUGGAAUUUUGUGUGAAAUUAAUGUAAAUGAAUGUUUUGAAGGAGCUUGUCAUCAUGGUGGAACCUGUCUCGACAAAGUUGGGGGUUAUGAAUGUCAGUGUCAGCCAGGCUAUGUGGGACCAAGAUGCGAGGGCGACGUCAACGAGUGUCUUUCGAAUCCUUGUAGUAACGUGGGAACUCAAGAUUGUGUUCAGCUAGUGAACGAUUAUCGCUGCGACUGUAAACUCGGAUACAUGGGGAAACAUUGUGAAACAAAGGUCAAUUUUUGUUCGUCUAACCCGUGUUUAAAUGGAGGUGUAUGUAAUGGAAAUGCAUUGGGUCAUACGUGUAUUUGUGCCGAGGGCUUCUGGAGUGAAGAUUGCAGUAGAACUAACACAACAUGUGCAAGUAAUCCUUGUAAAAAUGGAGGCCAGUGUCAUCCACAUCAACAUAGUUAUGCUUGUACUUGUCCCAAAGGUAUUGCAGGAAAACAUUGUGAUGUAGAUAUAUUUGAUGAGUGUUCAUCAUCUCCUUGUCUGAAUGGUGGAGUCUGUGUUGAUGAAAUGGGGAAAUUUAUUUGCAAAUGUCCAGCAAAUUGGAAUGGAUACCAUUGUGAAACUUUUGAUCCCUUUUUUAAAGGAGGCGAGGGAUCCGUAGUCACACCAAAUACAAUUCCUCAAAAAUCAUUGGAUGAAGAAAAGAAAUUAUGUCAGAGUAACGACUGUGAACUGAAAUCGGGAAAUAGAAUAUGUAAUGAGGAAUGCAAUAGUUAUGCAUGUAAUUUUGAUGGUGGAGAUUGUUCCUUAGGAAUAAAUCCUUGGGCAAACUGUACCGCAGCCAUUAAAUGUUGGGAUGUUUUUCGUAAUGGAAAAUGUAAUUUUGAAUGUAACACCAUGGACUGCCUAUUUGAUGGAUUUGACUGUGCACAAACACUUCCUCCUUGCAAUGAACAAUAUGACACGUAUUGUCUGAAAAACUACGCUAAUGGAUAUUGUGAUAAUGGUUGCAAUAAUGAAGAAUGUAAUUGGGAUGGUUUAGAUUGCGAACCAGACCCACCAAAAUUAGCAGAAGGCAGUCUUGUUAUUGUUGUUAUGAUGGAUCCAAAUAUAUUUAGGAAUAACAGUGUAUCUUUCUUGAGAGAAAUUGGCCAUGCUCUUCGCACAAAUGUCAGAAUAAAAUCUAGUGAUGAUGGAAAUCCUAUGAUUUACCAGUGGCAAAAGCCAGAUCCUUCGGGAACUCCCAGCCGACAUGGACCAGUUAAUCAGUUUGGAACUGAAGUAUAUUUAGAAAUUGAUAAUAGAAAAUGUUCCAUGUCCAUUGUCAACGAUUGUUUCCAUUCAGCAUCAAAAGCUGCACAAUUUUUAGCUGCUGCACAUGCACGACAUGCAUUAGAUACUGCUUUCAAUAUACAUGGAAUAAGUGGUUCAGAAGAACAUAUAGAGCUGCCACCAUCAGAUUCUGGCUAUCCUAACAUGGUUUAUGUGGUUAUUGGAGGAAUUGUUAUUGUUCUUCUUGGUUUGUUGGUUGGAGUUUUAAUAACAACUCAAAGAAAGAAGGCACAUGGAAUUACUUGGUUUCCAGAGGGCUUUUUACGAACAAGUGGUAGUCAGAGAAGACAAUCUAGGCGUCGUGGACCUGAUGGCCAAGAAAUGAGAAAUUUCCAUAAACAAGGACACCGAAUUGAUGAAAUGGGUGAUGGACAUUCGGCUCCGACAGACAGUGGACAAUGGAGUGAUGACGAUUUAGAACAUCCUCCAAUGAAAAGAUCUAAAUGUGAUCGUUCUCCAGAUCCAAGUUUCGGAGAUACGCACACUGUAAUUACUACUACAGAUUAUGAUGAAAACGAUCCACGUCCAUGGACACAACAACAUUUAGAUGCAGCCGACAUUCGGAAUCCAGACAUUUUAGCAUUAACUCCUCCACAACGAGAUGGCGAUUUAGAAACUGGAACCGUAGACGUUGAUGUCAGAGGACCUGGUGGCUUAACACCCCUUAUGCUAGCAUCUUUCCGGGGUGGAGGCUUAGACACAGGUGAUGAUGGAGAGGAAGAGGAUGGAUCGGUAAACAUGAUACAGGAUCUUUUAAUGCAAGGGGCUAAAAUUAAUAUGACCACAGAACGUACAGGAGAAACUUCUUUGCAUCUUGCUGCAAGAUAUGCACGUGCUGAUGCAGCAAAAAGAUUAUUGGAUGCUGGUGCAGAUGCAAAUUCUCAAGACAAUACUGGCCGUACUCCUCUACAUACUGCAAUUGCUGCUGAUGCUCAAGGAGUUUUCCAGAUUCUUCUUCGAAAUCGGGCUACAAACCUAAAUGCACAGAUGCAUGAUGGCACAACUCCAUUGAUUCUUGCUGCACGUCUUGCUAUUGAAGGAAUGGUUGAAGAUUUAAUCAAUGCUGAAGCUGAUGUAAAUGCUUGUGACGAUCAAGAUAGAACAGCUUUACAUUGGGCUUCAUCAGUUAAUAAUGUGGAUGCUGUGAGAGUGUUGCUUGCUCACGGAGCCAACAGAGAUGCUCAAGAUAAGAAGGAUGAAACACCAUUGUUUUUAGCUGCAAGAGAAGGAAGUUAUCAAGCUGCUAGAGUUCUUUUAGAACAUUUUGCUAAUAGGGAUAUCACAGAUCACAUGGAUAGAUUACCACGUGAUGUAGCGUUGGAAAGAAUGCAUCACGACAUUGUCCGUCUUUUGGAUGAAUAUAUUCCACCAAGUCCACAAAUGAGUAGUUUAUCUGGUGCACCUCUAGGAUGUUCUCCAUCAAUGAUUCCACCACCAACAGUAAUUGGAUCUACAAAAUCUGUAAAACCCAAAAAGAGGCCAAAGAUGAACACAAUAGCAGGUCUUCCCUCUGCAAAAGAUGUAACUGAUGCAGCAUUAUUAAUUGCUGGUGAUGCAGCCAUCAGAAGAAAAGCAUCUGUAAAGAAACGAAAAGAACCAUCGCCUUUGAUGACAAUGGAUUGUUCCACAACUCUUUCACCUGUUAAUUCCCUUGAAUCUCCUUGCACCAAUAGUUAUCUUGAUGGUACACCAUCUCCUCUGGAUAAUAAUUUAUAUAGUGGUCAUAUGCUAGCAAUGUCUCAUCCAAAUCUUGCUAGUAUUGAUAAUAAUUGUAACAUGUCUGUAAAGGAGCCACCAUCUUAUGAGGAUUGUGUAAAUAAUGGUUCACAGUUAGGAUAUGGAAUGAGUGGAAAUAUGGAUCCUGCAUCUAUGGGAUUUGGUGGACAGAUCUAUGUUAAUAGCUGUGGCAUGAUUGUACCUAUUCAGGGAACACAGACUCUGAAAUCUCAUCAUCCCAGACAAAAUUCAAUGCCCAUUAGUCUUGCAACACAGCAUAUUCCUACCUCACAUCCAUACACUGUCACAUCUCAUAAACAAAGACCUUCUCUUCCUACAUCACCUACUCACAUGGCUGCUAUGAGAGCUGCUCACCAUCAAAAAACUGUUCAAUUACAAUCUCAACAAAGUGCCAAUUCAAGUUCAUCAUAUGAAUAUCCAUCAAAUAUGACGAAUCUUCAGCAUCUUCUCAGUAAUACGCUUCCAAAAAGCAGCAUGACACAAACGACGACAGCCAACCAACAAGUCAUCUAUUCUCAUCAGUAUCAUUAUCCCACACCACCUUCGCAGCACAGUCACGGUGGCGCAGAGGCAACACCUCAGCACUAUUUCCAUGCACCCGAAACAUAUCUAACGCCUUCUCCCGAAUCGCCAGGUCAGUGGUCUAGUAGUUCUCCUCAUUCUGCACAAUCAGACUGGUCUGAAGGUAUUUCUAGUCCUUUGGGGCCCACAAAUUUACAUCCCAUUGUUGUGGAUCCUAGCCAACAACAACAAUCUCAACAACAGUCUUCUCAAGCUCAAGGAUUAUCUUCACAACAUCCACCUCCAGAGGCUGUCUUUAUCUGAACAGUGCCUUUUUAAAAAUUAUAUAGACAAUGCAAAGCUUUGUUUAUUGUGAAAAGACAUUACAAUACAAUUGUUUUGCAGCAAUGUGAUUAAAAGUGUCUUUUACCAUGACAUUUACUUUCGCACAAUCAUUUUUAGAAAACGGGCGCAUUCGCUGAAUUAAGUACAGCAUAUUUAUUAAAUGAUACACGGUUUAUCAUAACUUAUGAACUUUUAAAGUAUAGUUUUACAUUGUAUUGACAAGGGUACUAUCAAUCUGAAAUUAUUUUUUAUUUCAUUAUACAGUAUAAAAGAAGAGUAGAAAAAAUAAUUGGUACCAAAAAUACCAUUGAAACAAGUACUAUUUUUAUGUCAUAAAACUUAGAAGUAAAUAUAUAUUUAUAUUUUUGUACAUAAUCAAAAAUUAAUGAAUACUUGGUUUUGGGACCAUUUAUGCAAUGAAUACUUUAAUAAAAUGAAGUAUAAUUGAUUGUAUAAAAGCAUUAUUAAUGAAUACUUUGUAAAAUUUUGUAUAUACAAUUAAGAUUGAAUGUAAGAAGUUAUACUUAAAUAGUUCAUGUAAAUAUACAUUUUUUUAAAUUAUAUUAAUUUGUAUGAAUGUGUGCAUCAGAUAUGAUAAAUGUUACAUAAAGGGAGUUUAGAAAGUUUUGUUCAUUUUUCAUGUCUACUAAACAACCAUAAAUCUGGUUGAA